UGCGACCAUCCGCCCUCGUGAGAGAUGUCGACGCGGCUGCUCAGCUGCCCCUGUCAACCGAAGGCGUCCGACGCUCCUUGGGCAAAGAGGCUAAAGGUUUGGGAUGAAGGUGGCGCGAGAGUGGGAAAUAAUCAACGGCACCCGGCAGGCCCUGUCUCACGUCAACGUGGACACGGUGCAGGACAUCUUCAAGCGCUUCGUAAAGUGCCGCGACCAGCCGCUCAGUCUGUACAAGCUGCUCGGCGACCAGCUGAUGGCCAACAUCACCAGGUCUGUGGGCAGGGACUGGGCCUUCUCGUGGCUUUGGUCGGACGUGCAGAACCCCGAGUUGUCCGAGAAGCUCGCACACUUCGCCGAUCCAAAGGCGCCUCUCGUUCCCAAGGGCCUGACCACGCUCACUGACCUCGAGUCCAAGAUGAAGGACGUCAAGUCGCUUCAGUUCGAGGACCUGCACGUAGCAUCUUACCUGCGAGACGUUGACAGCCUUAGCUUCAACACGGAUGCUUUCGUAGCCCUCUCGACGAAGUUGACUGAUAUCCAGCAGUCUGUGCAAGACGCGACCAUGAAGCAGAAGAUCUCCGACGUCCUGCAGCAGGUCAAGAAAACCAUGGACGAGUACGCCAAGGGGGAACCGAAAAAGGUGCGUCUGUUGGCGUAGUCAUCC
Messenger RNA from Dermacentor silvarum, 664 nucleotides. RefSeq lists its product as uncharacterized. The transcript is spliced from 6 exons. NCBI's taxonomy places the organism in Eukaryota, Metazoa, Arthropoda, Arachnida, Ixodida, Ixodidae. The coding region runs from base 104 to 658 and encodes 184 amino acids. The record is from RefSeq and is a predicted model, not a curated record.